Molecule: messenger RNA, 2963 nt
Organism: Phascolarctos cinereus (koala)
Lineage: Eukaryota; Metazoa; Chordata; Mammalia; Diprotodontia; Phascolarctidae
Product: zinc finger and SCAN domain-containing protein 23-like
Biological process (GO): regulation of transcription by RNA polymerase II
Molecular function (GO): DNA-binding transcription factor activity, RNA polymerase II-specific; RNA polymerase II cis-regulatory region sequence-specific DNA binding
Source: RefSeq, a predicted model, not a curated record
CCAGCACCAUGGUGGAGGUGCCCCAGGCCAGGAUAUCAUGGCUUCCCUGGUCAAUCCUGCUUCUUCUGAAUGGGAACUGAGGACUGUUUUAUGGAGGCGUAGAAACAGCCAGAUUCCAGCGUGCCCAUGCAUGUAAACCCAGGGUGGAAGUAAAACUGGCCAAAUUUUUAUGUUACAAGGUGAAACCCGGGUGGGAUCACAAGCCAUAUGAUUGUGAAGCCUCCAAGAUGGAAUCUGGCCUGCUGGGAGCCCAGAACUUUGACAGAAAUGUCAUAGAGGAGUUGUAGAUCUGCCCACUGCUGUUCACGAGCUGCACCAAACUGUGGCGAAUGCGACUCGCGUCUGUUGAGCGGCUGGGAGGAUCGAGUGGAAGACUACCGAGAUGAGGAAGCCUCCGGGCAUCCUAGAGCUGACAGACUCCGAGCAAGGGGCUGGUCUCCGCAGUUUACUUCCGGGGUCCUGGUUGUCAAGGGUUUCGGAGGCUCGUGGUCUGCGUCCAAGGGUCCCUCCCUCUCCAGGUCUGAAUCUUCCCCAAACACCCCGGAAGCUCGCGAUCCCUGGACUGCCCCCAAAGAAAUGACCACGGGAAAAUAAUAAAAAAAGAACCACUACCACCCCCUCCUAGGAAGUGAACCUCUUAAACUCUACAGCCUUAAAAUGGCAGCAGCUUUGACCCUUCCAGCGCCAGAGGAACAGGAGGAAUUUCUGACAGUGAAGGUGGAGGAGGAGACUCAUACAUGGGGGCAGGAAUCUGGACUACAGAGGAAUGACCCUUAUACUAGAGAGAUCUUCCGGAGGCAGUUCAGGAGAUUCUGUUACCAGGAGACCCCUGGGCCUCGUGAAGCUCUUCGAAGGCUGAGAGAACUUUGCCUUCAGUGGCUGAGACCAGAAGUGCACACAAAAGAGCAGAUUCUGGACUUGCUGGUGCUCGAGCAAUUUCUCAACAUCCUCCCUGAGGAGCUCCAGACCUGGGUGUGGGAACAUCGUCCCGUGAGUGGAGAGGAAGCAGUGACUGUGCUGGAGGAUUUGGAGAGAGAGUUUGAUGAGUCAGGAGAGCAGGUUCCAACUCAUGCUCAUAAACAGGAAAUGUUCUUGGAGGAGAUAGUGCCUAUGGAAGCAACACAGGAAUCACAAAAUAUUCAGUUCCAGCCCUUGGAAACACAGAUCCAAUGUAAAUCACAGGAGAUGAAUCCUGUUAAAGAAAUUGAUGGCAAGACCAGCAUUGAGAAUGGAGAGUUAGCUCCAGAGCAGGAAACUUCUACAGAAAUGGAUAGAAUUGACAAACUGAAUUGUGAUAUUCUCUGGGGUCCUGAAUGUAGAGGAAUGUGUGAACGAGAAGGCAAAUCAGAAAGACAAUGGGGGAACCCUGCAGUGGAAAGACCUUAUGUAUGUGGUGAAUGUGGGAAAAAUUUUACUCAGAAUUCUAUCCUCAUUGAACAUCAGAGAACCCACACUGGAGAGAAACCUUAUGAAUGUGAUGAAUGUGGGAGAGCCUUCAGCCAGAGGUCUGGCCUUUUCCAACAUCAGAGACUCCACACAGGAGAGAAACGAUAUCAGUGUAGUGUAUGUGGCAAAGCUUUCAGUCAGAAUGCAGGGCUUUUUCAUCAUCUCAGAAUCCACACUGGAGAAAAACCCUAUCAGUGUAAUCAAUGUAAUAAAAGUUUUAGCCGGCGCUCAGUCCUUAUCAAACAUCAGCGAAUUCACACUGGAGAAAGACCUUAUGAAUGUGAUGAGUGUGGCAAGAACUUCAUUUAUCAUUGUAACCUUAUUCAGCAUCAGAAAAUUCACGCACUGGCCGAGUCAAACUAGCUUCUUGUAGUAGAGACUAGGGCUAGAUCUUCCAUUUCUUUGGUACAGGGAACUCCCAGAAAAGGAGACCCUCUCUGUUGAUAGAAUUUGGCACUUCACAGUCUUAGAGUUAAGUAGGGGCACUGAGAGGUUAAAGGUCUUGUGAAGGGUUACAAAACAAGUGUGUGUCAGAAGUGGGACUUAAACCCAGGUCUUCCUGAUUCCACGGUGAGCUCUCUUUCUGCUGUGCUGUGCAAUAAGUGGGGCAAAAUUUACAGAUGCUAGAAUUGUAGGCAGUUUUUCUGGGGAAUCAGUUCUUUAUUUUAUCCUCCUUUGAACAUGAGAAUGAGAGGAUGUUAACUGUGUUUAACUUUUUAGUAUAAUAAUUUCCUUCCGGGGAAACCUAGUGGUGAUGCCUAAACCAUUCUCUGAGAUAGGUGCUUAUUUUAGACAAUAUAUUAAAUAGUGAAAGUAAUUAUUUUAAUAAUGUAAUGAACUUUUAAUUUAGAAGGAGCCACAUUCUUGAGAGAAUUCAAAAUGCUACAUUGAUAACAGCUUUGUCAGGGUGCUGCUUCCAAUACAGCUCAGUCAUAGUGUAUCCCUAAUCAAAAAUGGACAUUAGUCAAAUGUGCUUAUCUGCUUGAUACUGCAGCCAUUAAGUUUCUCAGCCCAUUUUUAAUACUUCUGGAUGUAGAAAAUACCUUACAAAUACAACCUGAGUCCAGUGUUUUGUCAGUUAAUCUGCUUUGUUUAAAAAAAAUGGAAAAACCAAAAUACUUAGAAAUAGCCUGAUUCCAUUCAUAUCUCCUAGUAUAAUGACAUAUCCUUAAAACUGCAGAAAGGAGAAAGCCACAACAGGCUAUCCUUCAUAGAACUAAAUUAGUCAGCACUCCCAGAAUUAUAGAAAAUAUAUUUUAGCAGUUCAGUGAGUAGUCAUAACUUCUGCUGCAUGUACUUACACAGAUAACUUUUAGAAUACCAAUUUAUACUUUGGUAUUUCUGCAGAUUCUUUCGGUGGGACUGUAGCUUACUCAUAGUUUCAUUUGUCAUCACAUUUAAUCAUUAUGAUGGUUUUUCAUAAGCCCAGCUGUCAUCAGUACUCCCUUUUUUUUUUAAAUUUUAUUAAUUUAUUUUGAUUUAUCAACAAUCACUUCCAUAUGCUUUUGAGUUGAAAA